Messenger RNA from Paraglomus brasilianum, 1236 nucleotides. The record is from the annotation of a GenBank genome assembly. Lineage: Eukaryota; Fungi; Glomeromycota; Glomeromycetes; Paraglomerales; Paraglomeraceae.
AUGUCUGCCGAAAAAUGGUCGGUUUUAUUCCACUCUACCUCGGGAUAUCGACGUAAUGCAGUCUCUUUUACUUAUCUUCUACUUACCAUUGAUUUUGCUUCUCACAUUUCCCUUAACCUUUUUAUUCUUCGUAUUGUAAAAAAGCACACAAAGCUCAAAAUUUAUCCUGCUACAACGUUAAAGCAGUUGACUCCCCAUAAAGACCUCAUAUUCGGCCGUACAUUCACUGACCAUAUGCUCACUAUCGAAUGGUCAAGCGACAGUGGUUGGGCUGAUCCGGUGAUAAAAGAGUACGGCACGCUUAGCAUUGAACCGAGUGCGUCUGUGUUUCAUUAUUCGUUCGAGUGUUUCGAAGGUUUGAAAGCAUAUAAAGAUAAAAGUGGGAGGACGAGGUUGUUUAGGCCGGAUAUGAAUAUGAAGAGAUUUAAUAAUAGCGCGAAGAGAAUUGCGUUACCGACUUUCGACGGCAAUGAAUUGAUUGAAUGCUUAAAAUCUCUUCUCCGUCUCGAUUCCCACUGGAUUCCAAACGAACGCGGGUACUCUCUCUACAUCCGCCCAACGCUCAUCAGCACCCAGAAUACCCUUGGGGUUGGUCCCGUUUCGCAGGCGUUGCUAUUCAUCAUCUGCUCACCCGUUGGACCCUACUAUAAAACCGGAUUUAAUGCAGUGCGAUUAUAUGCAACCACUGAGAAUGUCCGUGCAUGGCCAGGCGGCACUGGAGAUGCUAAAAUCGGAGGAAAUUACGCGCCUUGCGUAAGGCCGCAAGUCUUGGCAGCAGAGAAGGGAUACCAACAGAACUUGUGGUUAUUUGGAGAAAAGCAUGAGAUCACUGAAGUCGGGACCAUGAAUUGUUUUAUGUUUUGGAAGAAUGAAGAUGGCGAAACCGAACUUGUGACACCUCCAUUGGAUGGCUCAAUCCUCCCAGGUGUUGUGCGAGAUUCGGUAUUAUCUCUCACGAAAUCGUGGAACGAGUUCAAAGUCAGCGAACGCAAAUUUUGUAUGUCAGAUAUCGUUAAAGCAUCUGAGCAAGGACGGUUACUUGAGAUGUUUGGUACUGGUACUGCAUGCAUCGUUAGUCCUAUCAAAGAGAUUUAUUACAAAGGACAGGAUAUAAACAUACCAUUGGAUGCAAAUGAUCCUUCGUCAAAUGCUGGACCUCUUGCUAAGAGGCUUGCCGAUGAACUGAUGGGGAUUCAGUAUGGUGAGAUUCCGCACGAGUGGUCGGUCAUCGUUUGA